Suncus etruscus (white-toothed pygmy shrew) is the source of this 984-nucleotide messenger RNA. It is a transcript of the gene NUDT21, whose product is annotated as nudix hydrolase 21. The record is from RefSeq and is a predicted model, not a curated record. Gene Ontology annotation, cellular component: mRNA cleavage factor complex. Lineage: Eukaryota; Metazoa; Chordata; Mammalia; Eulipotyphla; Soricidae. Bases 138 to 821 code for a protein of 227 amino acids. The transcript has 7 exons. Gene Ontology annotation, molecular function: mRNA binding.
UUUGCCUUCAGCUUGUGCUCUCUCUUUCUGCUUUUAAUGGCGGGCGGUGGCUGCUGAGAAACGCUUCUUAGCAUCGGGGAGAAGUUUCCCUGCCGCUCCUUCUCCAUUCGCCGCCCGCUUGUCCGAACUCUCCAGCAAUGUCCGUGGUACCGCCCAAUCGGUCGCAGACCGGCUGGCCCCGGGGGGUCACGCAGUUCGGCAACAAGUACAUCCAACAGACCAAGCCCCUCACCCUGGAGCGCACCAUCAACCUGUACCCUCUUACCAAUUAUACUUUUGGUACAAAAGAGCCCCUCUAUGAGAAGGACAGUUCUGUUGCAGCCAGAUUUCAGCGCAUGCGGGAGGAAUUUGAUAAAAUUGGGAUGAGGAGGACUGUAGAAGGGGUUCUGAUUGUUCACGAACACCGACUGCCACAUGUGCUACUGCUACAGCUGGGAACAACUUUCUUCAAAUUACCUGGUGGUGAACUUAACCCAGGAGAAGAUGAAGUUGAAGGAUUAAAACGCUUAAUGACAGAGAUACUGGGUCGUCAGGAUGGAGUCCUACAAGAUUGGGUCAUUGAUGACUGCAUUGGUAACUGGUGGCGACCAAAUUUUGAGCCUCCUCAGUAUCCAUAUAUUCCUGCACAUAUUACAAAACCUAAGGAACAUAAGAAGUUGUUUUUGGUUCAGCUUCAAGAAAAAGCCUUGUUUGCAGUUCCUAAGAAUUACAAGCUGGUAGCUGCACCACUGUUUGAAUUGUAUGACAAUGCACCAGGAUAUGGACCCAUCAUUUCUAGUCUUCCUCAACUUUUGAGCAGGUUCAAUUUUAUAUACAACUGAAUUCCUGCGCAGUGGAGAAGUUAAAGAAGUAGUCUCUGUGAGCACAGCUGUACACAGUGUAGAAUAUAUUUAGUAGAAGUGUUUUUGGUUUUAUCUUCCUUGAUCUCUAACUUGGUGCCAGCUCUUUGUUGUUGAAUAGUAGUAAAGUUAAUAUGAACAACUA